CUUCUCGACAUUUCGCCGCGCGCCACCGUCUAGGCGGACGAAUCUCUCUCCCCCGCGCGGUCUAUUUAUAGAAAGACGGGUCCUUCCUCUUGGGGGGAGAGACGCCGCCGCGCUUCGUUCUUAUUUUAACCGUCGCGCUCGGAGCCUGGAAGAUGCUCUCUACGCAAAUAUCCUCGGAGACGUCGGGAAUCGAAGUAUUCGUUUGACAAAAGUCCGGCCGGACAGCGCCCACGCCAAACUCUUUCUUAAUUAACCGGAAAAAUAAAAAGUCGGUCCCGUUGGGAAUCGAAGGUCGGAGGUCGAGUAAUGAAACGAUGAACUUGGGCUAUCUCUGGCUUUGUUUACUCGGACGGGAUCGGGUGUCCGUUAACCGCCGAAUUUCUCCGCCACCGGUUUUAUUAUCGUUUACCGACUUUAAUUACUCGCCAUUUGUCGGCAGAAAGAAACAUACAAUAAUUUGUAAAUGUAAGCUUACUCGGCCGUAAGACUUUAUCCCGGCCACCGUUAAUUUAAAUGUCCGGAUUGCCGACGUCGUCCUUAAAAUAAUUACUUAAAUAUUACUACGAAUAAAAAUCUAAGUUUGUCCCGGUCUAAAUAUAGCGAUUUUGCCAGUUUUAUCGUCUCUGUCAGUUGGGAAGGAGUCGAUUUCCGGUUUUCGCCGCCAAACUCUCGCUCCGGAAAAUUUCCGCUUAAAAUUGUAGAAAGUCUCGCAAAUACCGAGAAAAUCGAUUUUAAUCGGGCAAAAAUUGCCCACCCGAAUUCGAUUCCGGGUUUAUCGGAACGGCCGUCCGGCUUUAGAAGGAUUUCUUUAGUCGGUCGCUAUUUUCCAGUCUUCGGAAUUCGUUACUCCGAAAGUCUGCCAUUCGUCGCCGGACUAUAACGUAGCCGGGACCACGGUUGUAACGACGGGCGAUAGAGACGACUCGGAAACGUCCAGCCAUACAGUGGCCGUGGGGUUUAACUCCCGUCUUACGAAUAGGAACUGGGGAAAACCCGACCGUUCUGUUUUUCCUCGUUAUUCUAUCGUUUUUUCGGUUCCUUCGGCCAGGGCCGGACCGAAAACUAUUAUGUGACCGUUCCGCGCCACGUAAACGUAUUAUUGAAAAUGGGCACUCCCGAUUAGUAGGUGUCCAUUCUUCGAGGGAUUUUAAUUAAUUUUUGGCGCGUUCUUCCGGUUACAUUUUCCACGGUUCCGAAAAGACGGCGCCGAAUCCGACGUCCACUAAAUUUACAGUCGGAAGAUCCUAGACGUGGCUGGGGCGGACGGGAUGGAUAAAUUCUCCCUCGGAGCUUUCGAUAAUCGGGACGAAAAGAACGUGUACUUUCGGAUUGGGAAUUUACGUGUAAAUAACAGAAAGAGCAGUUUCUGCCCUAAACUAUUAACCCAGGCCCCGGAUGGCGUUUUCUCUCCGUCGAAUAAGGGCUGUUUCACACUAUGACCGACUGGCCGGACUCCGAGUCGUGUUGCCAUGGCAACAGCAGUCUGCCGACCGACUAGUCGUUUCAGUCGGACAGAUUUGAAAAGUUAAAUAUUUGUAGUCGGUUCGGAGCAGUCGGUGAGCUACGGCCAAUGAGAGCUUCGAAGCUAUAACCAAUCAGAGUUUAGAUUUAUCCAAUCUACGUCGAAGUUAGAAAAUGGCGGAAAGUAUAGAUUUCUCGGAAGCUUUAAUAAACGAAGUCAGAACAUAUCCGUGCCUUUAUGAUAUUCGGCCAGCCGAUUAUAAAGACAACAUAAAAAAAUAAUUCUUUGUCGGAGAUUUUCAAGAAACUAAACGUUGUAGGUAUGUGAUUGACUAAUCUAAUAAUGACGCGAUAUAUCUAAAUUCACGAUCGCUUUCCGUGACGGCCAUGUUUUCUGUUUAAUUUAAAAAACUUACCACGAUUGGCUAGUGUAUUGAUCUAUAACACGCGUUCUGAUUGGUCCUUAUGAGUCGGCCACCGACGUAUAAUCGUAUUUAGUGUGAAUGCUUUUACUACUAGUCGGUCCGAUUAUAAAAUCGGUCGGGUCGGUCAUAGUGUGAAACAGCCCUAAUCCGAGAGGGACUCUCGCGGACACAAGGAAUAUUAAAACCCGAUCCGCUACCGCCAGAGAAAAUUCUGGCUGUUAAAGAAUUACGUAGCGAAGAAAACUAAGAUUAAAACCGGUUAAACUUUUCUAGGUCCGACUGCUUAUUUAUAUCGUUUUUGCGUAAGCUGUUCUUCGUUCGUUUCUCCAACCGGCCGCCAUCGUUUUUUGUUCGACACGAAAAACUUAAAAAUGAUUCUUCGCUUCGGACUAAGAAAAUAAUAAUAAUAAAAUCGACGACUAAUUGGAAGGAAUAAAAAUCAUUUUUACAUUUUAAAAAUAUUCUUUUAUCCAUCGAUUAGUCGUUUUGGUGAAUAUCGAAACUCGGCCAGCGUGUCGAUUCUCGGAUCCCGACUUUCGAUCACCGCGCGAUCCUUACUUUAUUUUGUACAGGCUACUUUUAAAACUGGAAAUAAAAAAUGUCCAAAAUGCUAAUUUAUUUCCGGAAUGGACAAUUUCGACCAAUCUCCCUUAUACCUUAUUCGUUUGACGUUAUCUCGAAAGACACUCCAACUGCCGAGCAUCGAAGCGCGUAUCAAAUAUAACGCCCGCCAACGGAUGCAAAUUAGUAGUGACGUGACGCCCAGCGAGUUACGUGUUCCGACCAGUUUUGUUCCCGUCGACAGUUUUUCAUCCGCUUCUAUCGAACUUCGAAGAAGAAUAUCGCGUACAAAACGAGCGAGUGACGUCACGCGUUGUCAGCUGAGGCCUGUUGCUGUUGGAAAAUGGCAGCGGACGACGGGAGGAGGAAGGAUGGAGUGUUUGUCGAGGAAGUGUCGGUUACCGACCAUAACACGAAAGAAUCGGGUAUACCGAAUGGCGAGGACGAAGACGAGAGUUCACACGUGCCAUUAAAUACAAGCUGGACUUUCUGGUUAGACAAAACCGAAAGAGGCGCAUCGUUUUCCGAGUACGAAGCAAAUUUGAGAAAGAUAUAUACUGUUUCUACGGUACAGAGAUUUUGGAGCGUGUAUAAUAACAUACCAGUUAUCAACGAAGUUGGCGAAAAAUACGGUUACUUACUGAUGAGAGACGAGCGCAGGCCGCUCUGGGAAGACGACAAGAAUCGACGGGGAGGAACUUGGAGGUUGAAGAUUUCCAAACGGGACUCGCUAGCCGUAUGGAAAGAACUGUUGUUAGCUGCCAUCGGCGAACAGUUUACGGAUCACGUGGCACCAGGGGACGAGAUUUGCGGAGUGAGCAUCAGUAUUCGUGAGAAAGAGGACUUGGUCCAGAUUUGGAACGUAAAUUCUGCGCUGGCGGAAAAAGCCACGGUGAUGACAAAAGUACGAGAACUUCUGCCUAACGUUAUCUUUCUCGCCGAAUUUUAUAAGCCUCACGUGACUCAUCACGCUUACGAAGGAGAGAGAAUAACUUCUUGAAAUCAAGAAAACAAUAUCUAAACAUUUAUACAUAAGUGUUAACCGAUGUAAAUGUUGGAAGAGUAGGAGCAUCUUCCAAUCUAGUUGGAAAAGAUUAUUUAAAAAAUAUAUAAAGACCAGCCGGAUCUUCCGAAUGAGGAAGACGACGACACAAAAAACGUUCUUCCUAAGCUCAAAAAUAAUAAUUUCUUUUUUGUUUAUAUCGGAAAAUCGACAUAUUUCAAUCUUAAUAUUUUUCCUAAGUGCAAAUACAGGAGUUGAGAUUUUCGAACGACGCGGUUAAAUCGUUACGAAACGAUAACUUUCGAGGUAUCGGAUGUUUAAGAAUUCCAUUUCUCGAGUUUUGCGAGUCAUUUAUCACUAUUUUGUAAAAUGUUUGUCUCGAUGAUAUCAGGAAAAUGACGCGCUUAAAACAAAAUAAGUGCCAUAAUUUAUCAUUUGAUUAUCCUCGUCGAUUCGGGCACUUAAAAACUCAUUUGUGAUCCUUAUAUCCAGGUGCCAAUAGUUGUUGUUUAUUAUUAUUAUUAAUUAUUUUCGUUAUGUUAAACAUUUCGAAGAAUCUAAAAAUAGAUACGCCAAGUUUCAACAAUGUAUUUUUCAUUGUUUUACGAGUGAUAAAUCCAGUCAAUACAUAUGUAAAUAUAUAAAUUGUUUUAUCUACUAUUAGUUUAUUUUUUCAUUACUUCGACAUUAUAAAUGAUUUAAAGAAACAGCAAAAGUUCCCUCGAACGUGCUCUUAUUACUGUAAAUAAUUUUCUUCCUUUUUAAAUUUACCUUUUAAAAAAAAGGGUAAAAAAGUUUUUUUUUAGAUUGUGAAAAUUACAAUCUUGAGAUUGUCGGCGAAUGAAUAGUGAAAAAAAUUUAAAAAAAAAAAAA
Messenger RNA from Centruroides sculpturatus (bark scorpion), 4323 nucleotides. RefSeq names its product eukaryotic translation initiation factor 4E type 3-A-like. Bases 2791 to 3447 code for a protein of 218 amino acids. NCBI's taxonomy places the organism in Eukaryota, Metazoa, Arthropoda, Arachnida, Scorpiones, Buthidae. The record is from RefSeq and is a predicted model, not a curated record. Gene Ontology annotation, cellular component: eukaryotic translation initiation factor 4F complex. The transcript is spliced from 8 exons. Gene Ontology annotation, biological process: translational initiation. Gene Ontology annotation, molecular function: RNA 7-methylguanosine cap binding; translation initiation factor activity.